AUGUUCAGCGCGUGCAUCAUCGUCUCGUUCCUGAUUCAGAGAUUCAACUGGACGUAUUUACAACCGUCGGGAGCGUCCUUAUGCAUCGGGAUGAUCUCUGGAGCGAUAAUCAAUUCCACCAUGCACGAUAAAGUCGAUCGACUGUUCAUGUUCUCACCGAACGCGUUCUUUUACGGGUUUUUACCCAUCAUUAUUUACUCCGCGGGAUUGAACUUGCAAAGGAAAAAUUUCUUUCAAGAUUUUUGGACGAUAUCUUUAUUCGCGUUUGUAGGGACGGUGAUUAGCGCGUUCGUGUUCGGGUUAGGGACGUGGUUUUUGACUUUAAUAGGGAUUAUAUCGAAGAAGCAUUUGGGGUCGAACAGGUUUUUAGAGUGUUUGAUGUACGGGACGUUGAUAUCGGCGACGGAUCCGGUGGCGACGUUGAGCGUAUUCGCGGACGUGAAGGCGCCUCCGCUGUUGUAUAAUUUGGUGUUUGGCGAGUCGGUGUUGAACGAUGCCGUGGCGGUGGUGUUGUUUAGGACGCUGGAGAAGUUUUACUCCGUAGAUUUCACCAUUAAAACGUUCUUCACGGUGAUAUUUCAGUUCAUAGGCGUGAGCAUUGGGUCGAUGACGAUUGGGAUUUUGUGCGCCUUGGUGUGCGCGUUUACGACGAAGCGGUUGGGUUUGAACGACCCGGGGGUACACGUCGCCGCGUCGUAUAACGGAACCGCGUAUACGUUUGCUUUGUUAUUAUUAGAUGGAUAUUUCUCCUACGUCAUCGCGGAAAAUGUCGGGUGUUCUGGGAUUAUGAGCAUCUUUUUCACCGGGAUUGGCAACGCGCAUUACUCGUACCACAACGUCGGCGCGGAGGCGAAAGUGGCGGUUUUUAAAUCGUUCGAAGCGAUUGCAUUUUUAUCGGAAACGUUCGUUUUCGCGUAUUUAGGUUUACAAGUCGCCACUGCUCCUCACGUUUUUGACGUUGGUAUGAUUUUAUUCGGGUUUCCGUUGGCGUUAGCCUCGCGCUUCGCGAACAUUUUCCCGUUGUCCAAAGUCGCCAACGAGGUGCGCACGGAGAAGAUUCCGGAGAAUAUUCAAAAAAUGCACGCGGCGUGUGGUUUACGCGGUGCGGUAGCGUAUGCUUUAGCGUUGGCGAUGCCUUCGACGAACCCAUCGGCGAACGUGAGAGGAUCGCCGGCGAUAGAAACUGCGACGUUAGUGAUUUGCGUGAUUUCCACGUUGGGCCUCGGCGGCGCGUGUUUACCUUUGAUGCAAAAAUGGAAGUUGCACGACCCGGACGACGUGAGUCAUUCGAACGCAUUCGAUCGAGGGGAUUACGACGACGACGACAACGACGGGGAAAUUGCGAACGACCCAGUCAUGAGAGCGGAAAUGCGUGCGAUUCAAGACGCUGAAAGAGCGGCGAUGGGAGGCGGGUUCAACCACUGGUCGCGGAAUUUUACAAAAGUGAAAUAUUUCUUCUUCGAUACCUGGGAUAAAGUGGAAUACGGCUUUAUGCGACCGACGUUUGGUGGGCGACCAAUUGGUGGCAGUGGCGGUGCAGGCGGCGGUGGUGUAGGUAGUGGUGGUGGUGGAGUAGGAGUAGGACGGGCGGCGUUUUCGAGAUUACAAAACGAGGACGAAGACGAGGACGCGAACGCGACGAACAACACCGGUAGCGACAACGUCGAAUUAGGAAACCCCGUAGCCUUCGCCGCCAACGCCGCUGCAAACAAGUGA
Bathycoccus prasinos is the source of this 1716-nucleotide messenger RNA. RefSeq names its product sodium/hydrogen exchanger 8. Gene Ontology annotation, molecular function: sodium:proton antiporter activity. Gene Ontology annotation, cellular component: membrane. The record is from RefSeq and is a predicted model, not a curated record. The transcript has a single exon. The coding region runs from base 1 to 1716 and encodes 571 amino acids. Gene Ontology annotation, biological process: sodium ion transport; proton transmembrane transport; regulation of pH. NCBI's taxonomy places the organism in Eukaryota, Viridiplantae, Chlorophyta, Mamiellophyceae, Mamiellales, Bathycoccaceae.